UUGGAGGCUUAGAAACAUCUCUCUCUCUCUCUCUCUCUCUCUCUCUCUCUCUAUCUCUUCGCCUGAACAUUACGUGCUCUGCUCCGACCACCGCCCGUCGUUCCAUCUUCCCGGAAGCUGCAUCGCCGCCGCCCCCAACCCGCGAGGCCGACCGCUUCGAAUCGGCAACCGGGGAGCCCCCGUUUCGCCAUGGGAUCCGCCGCCCGCGGAAGCGGAGGGGCCCUUCUCCGAGGCCUCUGUAGGGCAACCACGCGCCGGAGCUCGGUCCACGCGAGCUCCAGCUUCGACGGAUCCUUCCUCGGAGAGCGGAUUCACCAAGCGAAGCAAGACAUGUCUCGGUUAUUGUCAAUGUCAUUGAUGAAGCGUAUGAGUCCGUUUUUUGCUGGCCGAAUUCGAGAGAACCAUAGGCUUUUGAGCUCUUCCUUUGCUUCUGCACUUCAUGAAGUUUCUUCCUCUCCAUCACCAUCUGUGGACGAUGUACAUAUGACAGAUGCUUGCAUCCUGGGCGUGAAUCUGAUUGACUUCCAGAUGUGCCUGAAAGAAUGAAAACACUUGUGAUCUCUGUGUUGUAGCAAUUUAAGGUCAUAAUGUCAACUUUAGUGUGAUGUUCCUGAUUUUGUACAAAUGGAUAUAAGAGAGAUGGACCAUGCAACCUUACUUUUCUUCUACUACUUGAGCUAAGUUCUCCACAGCAAAUAUGGUAGCAAUAUUGUUUUAUAACACUUCCUUCUUGUCAGAAUAUGUGAAACUUUCAUCUUGUCAAUGAUUUUACAUAGGGGUGGCAGGCACCCGCAGUACAGUACCUUGUCAAUGACAUCCUUCUCAGAGAAGCUAUGCUUAUAAGGAAUGUAAGGCUAAGCCUAGGAAAUAUCCCAUGUAACCCCAUAUGAGAUGCAUUCAAGAAAUAAAGGUGGAAUAUUGCUUCCCAAUUCAGCAAAGGUCUUGAAGUGGCUUUAGGUUUCAAUGUUGUACAGGUUGACACAUGAUUGUGCUUUCAUUGUCAUCAUAAGAUGCGGCUUCUAUAUGUACCUGGCAAAGAUAGUCGUGAUGAGCACCAUGCAACAAGAGCUGACGGAGAUAUAACUUUCUUCAUGUAGGGUCUGCAGCAUACGUAGAACGUUAAUUUCAGUAACCUAGUGAUGGUAAUUUUCCUUGUUUUGUCGAGUCAUUCGAACACUGACUGACAUUGGGACUGUU
Eucalyptus grandis is the source of this 1197-nucleotide messenger RNA. RefSeq lists its product as uncharacterized. Gene Ontology annotation, molecular function: 4 iron, 4 sulfur cluster binding; iron ion binding; 2 iron, 2 sulfur cluster binding. Lineage: Eukaryota; Viridiplantae; Streptophyta; Magnoliopsida; Myrtales; Myrtaceae. The record is from RefSeq and is a predicted model, not a curated record. The transcript has 3 exons. Bases 190 to 546 code for a protein of 118 amino acids. Gene Ontology annotation, biological process: iron-sulfur cluster assembly. Gene Ontology annotation, cellular component: mitochondrion.